Messenger RNA from Lactuca sativa (garden lettuce), 715 nucleotides. RefSeq lists its product as uncharacterized. Lineage: Eukaryota; Viridiplantae; Streptophyta; Magnoliopsida; Asterales; Asteraceae. The record is from RefSeq and is a predicted model, not a curated record.
ACGUAACCUGUGGAGAAGGGAAGUGUGUACCUGAUCUAUUAGGGCUGCUAUUUCAUUGCGACUGUAAUCCUGGCUGGAAGACUAUCCAAGUCGGACCUAUGUCCUUUGGCGCCUGCAUCAUCCCUAACUGUACUCUGGAUUUCUCAUGCGGUGGUACACAACCUCCGACGCCGCCUUUUCCACCACCGAUUAACUUCACCAGCCCUUGUAACUUAGUUUGGUGUGGCGAUGGCGACUGUGUGGUGAACUCAACCGGAACCGGACACUAUUGUCAAUGUCACGAUCGUGCUGCUAAUUUGUUCAACAAUCCGGAAUUCGUUUGCAUGAAACAAUGCUAUUUGGAUGGAGAUUGUAACCGCCUCGGUCUCGGCCCACCGCCGUCGCCACCUAGCAGUGUCGCCUCACCUGGACCUGGUGGGAAAAACGAGGCUGCGUAUUCAUUGGCAAAACUUCCUACAAUUCUUGUUGCAAUUUUCACAAUAUUGUUUCUAUCGAGGAUUUAGUGAUAUUCAGAAGAUAAAACAGAAAGAUGAUUUAAAGAAACAAGAUAAAGAUGCCAAUUGUAUACGUAUUGCUACUGAUUUAAGCUAAUAAGUUGGAAGGCUUACACACGAUAAUUAUGUCUUCUAUUACGAAUUAUGACUGAUUUAAGGCUAAUAAGUUUUAACUCUUAAGGUUUACAAAUGAUGCCUACUAGUUCUAAAAAUCGAGUUUU